Molecule: messenger RNA, 1581 nt
Organism: Endocarpon pusillum Z07020
Lineage: Eukaryota; Fungi; Ascomycota; Eurotiomycetes; Verrucariales; Verrucariaceae
Exons: 3
Coding region: 1-1581 (526 amino acids)
Biological process (GO): chromatin remodeling
Cellular component (GO): Swr1 complex
Molecular function (GO): ATP-dependent H2AZ histone chaperone activity
Source: RefSeq, a predicted model, not a curated record
AUGGAUCCGCCUCCACCGCCUCCCCCGCCUCCCCCUCACGGUAGCAAUCCGAAUGCUAGGUCUGGCGGCUUGCCUCCUGGAAACUACGAUAUCUUUGUUAUUCCUCCACAUUCUUCAGGCUCAGGCUUCCUAUACCUCCCGUCACUUCAGACUCACCGAAACAGCUUCCUAGCAGGAGUGGCAUGCACUGCGACUGCUUUCGUAGUAUGGUCCGUGGUAGUGCCGGUCGUCAAGGAGUGGUUCAACACCUUGGUAAAUGGUGGAGGUCCAGGUGUCUUGGUGUUGGUUCCCUGGAGGACCUACGCCUGGUGCGACACCUGGGGCUGGUGCGGCCGGGGCUUGCCAGGGCCAGCGCCGGCAAGCGGGUCAACGCAUGCGCCUCCUAAUCCCUCAGCUGGUGCUCCUCCUCCACCUCCACCUCCACAUCCACCACCUCCUCCUAGAUCAUCAUGGCAUAGACCAAACCCACAAACAGCUGGCGCAAGCUCUGCUGCAAAGAACAGCUGGGAGAAGGCCAGAGAAGAGACUCGAAAGAAGGAGGAAGAACGUAAAAGGGCGGAAGAAGCAAAGAGACGCAGAGAGGAAGCCGAGAAGGAGCGGCAGAGACAAAGAGCAAAGGAUGCAAGGGAGCGUUUGGAGCGCGAAAAGAAGAGGAAGGCUGAGGAAACUGAGAAGGCAGAACAAGCGAGAAAAGAGCAAGAAGCAGCCGCUGCCGUUGCCGCUGCAAAGGCAAAGGAGAAAGAGGAAGAAAGGGAGAGGGAGAGGGAGAAAGAAAGGGAGAGGGAGAAGGAGAAAGAAAGGGAGAGGGAGAGGGAGAAAGAAAGGGAAAGGGAGAAGGAGAGAGAAAGGGAGAGGGAGAAGGAGAAAGAAAGGGAGAGGGAGAAGGAGAGAGAGAAGCAGAGGGAGAGAGAGAAGGAGAGGCAGAGACAGAGGGAAAAAGAGAGGGAGAAGCCAGCUCCGGACAAACCACCAUAUCCAACUGCGAGAACGGAGACCGAGGAUGAUGCGUACUCUUUCAGACCUUACGAUCGACCAAAAAGACAUGUGCCAAAAGCGGGCUCAACAGCGUCAACAUAUUCAGAAUCUUCAUAUGCUCCUUCACAGUCCACAGCACGCACUACACCACCUCCGUCGCAUCGAGGACCCUACUCGACAAAGGAUCCCGACAAAAUCAUCAUCAAAGCUGUAUACUCUUUCAAUAAUACAUUUCAGCGCACCCCUGUCGCCCAACUGAUCUCAGGUCAAGGAAACGUGACUGACGGACUUAUUCUUCGAAUCACAACUGAAGGACUUUUCAUCGAUGAUGACAUUCGAGACGUACCUCAACGAGAAUGGGAUGUGAAGGCUUGGACGAUGAAAAUGGCAGAGAGCGGCGAAAUGUCCGGCCUCCACGUCCUUCGAGCCAGCAUCCGUGAUCAAGAAGGCAAGAAGUAUGUCUUCAUCCUCUCGCAGACAGAAGGCUGGAAAGUUGCUGUCGGCCUACAACGAUUGCGGCGAGGAACUCAAGUCCGAGCCUUGGGUGUUAGCGGUAUGCCAGCGAAUGAGACCAAAGCAUUGAUUGAGAAUUUGGGCUGGGCUUGA